Rattus rattus (black rat) is the source of this 4471-nucleotide messenger RNA. RefSeq names its product la-related protein 1B-like. The transcript is spliced from 10 exons. The record is from RefSeq and is a predicted model, not a curated record. Gene Ontology annotation, molecular function: RNA binding. Gene Ontology annotation, biological process: positive regulation of translation. Bases 319 to 1938 code for a protein of 539 amino acids. Gene Ontology annotation, cellular component: cytoplasmic stress granule; cytosol. Lineage: Eukaryota; Metazoa; Chordata; Mammalia; Rodentia; Muridae.
GCUCGCCAGAGAUCCUUCAGACUGGCUGGAGCGCCGCGUCGUCGCCCGCGCCCGCUGAGGGCUCGCGGCUCGGGCGCGCCCGGCGCGUGUGGCGAGCUCCAGCCGUGCGCUGCGACGAGGCCGGGCGGCGGGCGGUUAGCGCUCCGCUCGGCGGGCGGGGAGGACAGGCACGCCGGGCGCUGCACGCCUCGGCGGGCGGGUUCCGCGUCCCAGGACCGAAGCGGGUCGGUGCCCCCGUGUGGAGAGAGAGGGGCGGCCGGGCUCCCCUGGACCCGGACGGCCCCAGGCUGGGCAGGAGGCUGGGGCCAGGGGCCGGCCAUGUCCGCUCGCGCCCCGGUGCCCGCCGCUGCCCCCGGGAGGACCCGCCCGCCGUGGCCGGAGACCGGGACGCGCUGUUGGCAGCGGCGAGCCGGCGGGCGGAGCAGCCGGCGCCCGGCGAGCGGGAGGGCAAAGAGGCGAGGGAGGAGCGGGCCGCGGCCGCCACCAGCGCGGGGCGCGGGGAGAGCCGUCGCCGGCGCUCGUGCUGGGACACAGCGUGCCGCAAGCGGCCGUGCCCGUGAGGCCGCUGGCGCUGCACCUGGCGCACAAGGCGCGUGCGCCCGGGGGUCCCUUCGGCGGGAGGCCCCGCCGCCGCCGCCGCCACCACCACCGCCGCCGCCGCCGCCGCCACCGCCGCCGCCGCCAGCACCUCGGGACCCACCGGAGGACGUCCGUGAGGACCCAGCGGCAGCCGGCCUCGAGGACAAGCCGCCGCCGCUGCCAAAGGGGAACCCGUGGACCAAGAAGCUGCCUCAGCACCUGUCCCCGGUGGGCACCGGCGUGCCGCCGCCCGCUCAGGACUCCCCGGAGGCCGAGCUCAGUUCCCCCAAAAUUAUAAAAGCGGGAAAACUCAAGACAAAGAAAUCCAACAAGGCUAGUGACUUCAGUGAUAUGGCAAACUGGCCAACACCAGGUGAAUUGGUUAACACGGGGUCUCAGAGUGUUAUCAGCCAAGGAAAUAAAAAGCCACAAAUUAGAAAAGAAAAAGAAGAGAAGAUUGAAAAAAGAAGCAACAGUGAGAGCAAAGAGAACCGGGAAGCAAAAUUAGAUGGUCCUAUUGAAAACGUCAGCGAGGAUGAAGCUCAGUCAAGCAGCCAGCGAAAGAGAGCUAAUAAGCACAAAUGGGUACCACUCCACUUAGAUGAUGUGAGACCAGACAGCCAGGAAAGACCUGGGUCCCGGAACAGCUCUAGAUGUCAACCUGAAGCAAAUAAACCAGCGCACAACAAUAGAAAAAGUGAUACACGAAGUUGGAGACGGGAUAGAGAAAAGAGAGAUGAUCAAGAUGAAGUAUCCAGUGUGAGAAGUGAGGGUGGUACCAUCCGAGGUUCCACUAGAGGCCGGGGAAGAGGCCGGGGCCGAGGAAGAGGCCGAGGUCGAGGAAACCCUAGAUUGAACUUUGAUUAUUCAUAUGGUUAUCGAGAGCCAGGGGAAAGGACUGAGCAGCCAUUUCCUACAGAGCUUAACACCAGCAUGAUGUAUUACUAUGAUGAUGGCACAGGUGUGCAGGUGUAUCCUGUGGAAGAAACACUGCUUAAAGAGUACAUUAAGCGCCAAAUUGAGUAUUACUUCAGCAUAGAGAACUUGGAACGGGACUUCUUUCUUCGAAGAAAGAUGGAUGAGCAGGGAUUUCUGCCCAUUUCCCUGAUUGCUGGUUUUCACCGUGUGCAGGCUCUCACCACAAACCUUAAUCUCAUCUUGGAGGCACUUAAGGAUAGCACAGAAGUAGAAAUUGUGGAUGAGAAAAUGAGGAAAAAGAUAGAACCAGAAAAAUGGCCAAUUCCAGGCCCUCCUCCACGAAAUGUGCCACAAACAGACUUCUCUCAGUUGAUUGAUUGUCCGGAGUUCAUACCUGGCCAGGCCUUUGGCUCCCAUACAGUCAGGGUGAUGAUCUACUGAUGCUCUUGGAUGUCAUAUGAUCGGAAUAUACAGUGGAGUAGGUGACUCCCUGAAAUACCAUGUAAAUAUGAGAGCAAAUCGUGCUGCAGAAGUGAGAGUGACCAUACUGUCUUCUGUGCAAGAAUGUCUACGCCCACCCCCUUGUGGAGAAGGUUGGGCCAGCCUGCAGUGGAGAAAACCACCUUUACGAUAAUGAUGUGAGACAGACCAGAGGACUGCUGUUACUGUAGGAGCUUCUCCUUUCUAUGUCAUUAGCUUAGGCUGCACGGGCUACUUCAUGGUGGGAAAGUUAAUUGUUAUCAUUGGGGAAAUACUGCAAAUUCUAUCUUUUGUUUCCAGGCAUUUAUACUUUGCCCAGAUCAAUAAAGCAGAAAAAGAGAGGAUUGAGUAGCAUUUCCAAAAUUGUUAGGUCCUUUGCUAUUUGACUUGCUCUUUAAUAUAGUAUACUUUGCAUAACUCACAUGUUGUCAUAUUUCACAUGUACUAUAAGAUGUAUUAAUGUGAAUACUUAAGGGGUAAGAAAUUUAAGUUAAAUAAAUAAGGGCAUUUUUCCUUUAUGCUUCAAAAUUGUUUUUAAGGGCUUUUCUUUUUAUUAUUUUAUUUAUUAUUGUGCACAUAUGAUAUGUGUGUUUUUUGCGUGUGGGCAUAUGUGUGCCAUGGCAUGUAUGUGUGGAGGUAAGAGGACAACUUUACAGAGUUGGUUCUUUAUUUCCACUGUGGGACUCAGGUAUUAAACUCAGGUGGUUAGAUUUGCCCAGUAAGUGCCCUUACCUUCUGAGCCAUGUCUCUGGCUUCAAAAUUGUAUUUCAUACAUUGGCAUAAAAAAACUGCCUGCCUAUCUAUGUUCCUCAAACUGUAAACUGGAAUAAAUCCCUCUUGUCAAGAAUUUGGGCACAGCAAUGAAAAAAAUAACUAAUAAAGUUAGUACCAAGAAGUCGAAGUGUUGCUGUAGUAACCUAUGUGGUAUGUAGGCUGUUGGACCUGGUCCUCAGAAGGAAUGUGAAAGAAGGAUGCAGAGCUCAGUAGUCAUUCUGAGUGGCUUAUAGGAGACCAGCACACCAAUGAGAACCUAGCAAGUGACCAUUGUGCUCAGUUUUCGGAGAGGGGCAGGUAACACUGAAGAGUUGAGCUAAAGGCUAUUUGCGUUUUCUACUGAUGGAGAAUAUGGAUGUAUUCUGCCCAUUCCUGAGAAUAUAAGUCAUAGAGCGAUUUGUUUGGCAGUGGCAGUUUCAAAAUAGAAUUAUGUUUAGGCAAAGGCAUAUUUACUACUCACUGUGCUUAUUCAGAUCUAUAGCAAGAGAAAGCAGAGAGUGGAAAAUGUGCAGUGUAGGGAAGAAAGGAGUGCACCCAGCAGAGUGCACAGAGAGCUUUUUAUACUUAAGGAAAUUAGUGCCAAAGUGAGAAAUUAAACAUUACUACUAAGGCAGGGCAAGUGCCCAUAGUCUCAAAUUGAUUUGAAAGAAGAGAAACUAAAGUGAGACUGGCUAAUUUCUGCUAUGUAAACAGACUUCUAUGAGAAAAGUUUAACAGGUUUGGAAGCCCAAGAGUGUUGAAAGGCUAGUUAUAGCACUCUUAAGCUACUUACAGGUAAUAGGGGCCAGACAGCAUCUCAGGCUGGCAGUAGAACUUGAAUGCUUCAUCAGCAUGUAAAAUGCAAGUUACAGGGUCAUAGAAGCUUGCAUCAGAAGCCACUGAAACUGUGCGGCAAAGGAGAUUCUGAAACACCAUUGUUUAAAGCUCUGUAAGGUCAAGUUGUAAACUAGACAUCCAGGCUAUUUAUUGGAAGUUCCAGAAUUGUGGAACACCCGCCAAUGGAAACUAUAGUAGAAUCAUCCCAUGAGAGAAGCUAUAUAUAUAUAGUACAGGUGACAACAUUGGAGGGGUGUUGCUGUCCAUGGUUUUUGGAUCCCAGAUGAUAGUACCACAAGCCCCAGAUGCUGAUCAUGGUAUAGUGUUUCCCUGCUAGGUUUAGGUGUUACUUUGAUCCAAUUUUCCCUUGCUAUACCCCAUUCCUCUCUGUUGGAAUGGAAAUGUUUACACUAUGCCUUUGUACAUUGGAAGUAUGUAUCUUGUUUUCUGAAAUUAUAGAAACUCACGUUAAGACCUUGCCUUGCAUCUCAGAGCCUUUGGGCUUUUGAACAAUGUUGGGACAAUUAAAGACUAUGGUGACUUUUGAAGUCAGACUGAAUUUAUUUUGCUUUAUGAGGCUAUGGGAGUCAGAGAUGAAAUGUAAUGGUUUAAAGUGAUUUGUUUGAGAGUCAAGUUGACAAGGAGUGUACUUGUGAUAAUUAAUCUUCAUUGUUAACUUUGCUGGUUAUGUCUGUGGGGGCAUUUCCAGAGAGGCUUAACUGAAGAGGGAAGACCCAUCCUACACUGGGCUGGGUGCUUGGCCUGAAUACCAGCAUUCAUCUUUGUGCUUCCUGACUGCAGACACAGUGUUUCCAGCCACCUCAUGUUCCUAUCUCCAUGCCUUCCUGCCAUCAUGGAUUCUGCCCCUCAAACUGUGAGCCAAAAUAAAUCCUUCUACCCUUAA